AUGGUUUUCUAUAACGCCCUUCGUAACAUCUUGUACAAGAGAAACUCUGUGUUUGUCGCCACUGUUUUCACUGGUGCUUUCGUUUUCCAAGCCUCAUUCGAUGUUGGUGUCACCAAAUGGUAUGAAUACCACAACAGAGGUAAAUUGUGGAAGGACAUCAAGCCAAGAAUCUUAGCUGGCGGUGAUGGUGCUGAAGAUGAAGACGAAGAAGACGACGAAUAA
This is a messenger RNA of Saccharomycopsis crataegensis, 222 nucleotides long. RefSeq names its product ubiquinol--cytochrome-c reductase subunit 9 (gene QCR9). The transcript is spliced from 2 exons. Gene Ontology annotation, biological process: mitochondrial electron transport, ubiquinol to cytochrome c. NCBI's taxonomy places the organism in Eukaryota, Fungi, Ascomycota, Saccharomycetes, Ascoideales, Saccharomycopsidaceae. Bases 1 to 222 code for a protein of 73 amino acids. The record is from RefSeq and is a predicted model, not a curated record.